Molecule: messenger RNA, 2206 nt
Organism: Enhydra lutris kenyoni (northern sea otter)
Lineage: Eukaryota; Metazoa; Chordata; Mammalia; Carnivora; Mustelidae
Product: transforming growth factor beta 1
Exons: 7
Coding region: 894-2069 (391 amino acids)
Biological process (GO): regulation of cell population proliferation; BMP signaling pathway; transforming growth factor beta receptor signaling pathway
Cellular component (GO): extracellular region
Molecular function (GO): type II transforming growth factor beta receptor binding; growth factor activity; type III transforming growth factor beta receptor binding
Source: RefSeq, a predicted model, not a curated record
UCGCGCCCCGGGCCGUCCCACCCCCUCCUCCCGCCGAGGAUCCGUCAGACAGCGAGGCCCCCGGCCGGGGGCAGGGGGGACGCCCCCUCCGGGGCACCCCCCCGGCUCGGAGCCGCCCGCGGGCUGGCCUCGGCGGGGAGCGGAGAAAGGAGCCGCCGAGGAGCAGCCCGAGGCCCCAGAGUCUGAGACUAGCCGCCGCCGCCCCCGCCGCCGCCGCCGCCACUGCGGGGAGGAGGGGGAGGAGGAGCGGGAGGAGGGACGAGCUGGUUGGGAGAAGAGGAAAAAAAGUUUUGAGACUUUUCCGCUGCCGCUGGGAGCCGGAGGCGCGGGGACCGAUUGGCGCGGCGCUGCCCUGCCAAGGAGGCAGGACUCGGGGACCCCAGACCGCCCCCACCAACGCCUCGGACGCUUGCUCCCCCCUGCCCCCUCCACGGCGUCCCCCAGGCUCCCCCAUUCCGGACCAGCCCUCAGGAGCCGCCAGCCCGGACUCCCGCGAAGACUUGAGCCCAGACCUCGGGCGCACCCCCCUGCACGCCGCGCCCCCACCCCCAGCCUCUCUCCUGAGCCCCCGCGCAUCCAAGGACCCUUCUCCUCUGGGAUCCGGGAGACGGGAUAUCUCUCAGACCUGCCUCAACUCCCCUCCUCAAGACCACCCACCUCUGGUACCAGAUCUCGCCCAUCUCGGUUUUUUCCUUGGGAUACCGAGAAACCACCCAUCAGAGCUUCCCCUCCACCUCCGCUCCGUUCUCCCUGAGGGCAUCAAGCCCCCCACCCCACCCCGACCCUCCUACCUUUCUUCGGGAGACCCCCCAGCCCCUGUAGGGGCGGGGCCUCCCUUUUCCCACCCCAGCCGGGCUCACGCUCUCGGCAGUGCCGGGGGCGCUGCCUCCCCCAUGCCGCCCUCCGGGCUGCGGCUGCUGCCGCUGCUGCUGCCACUGCUGUGGCUACUAGUGCUGACGCCUGGCCGACCGGCCGCGGGACUGUCCACCUGCAAGACCAUCGACAUGGAACUGGUGAAGCGGAAGCGCAUCGAGGCCAUCCGCGGCCAGAUCCUGUCCAAGCUGCGGCUCGCCAGCCCCCCGAGCCAGGGGGAGGUUCCGCCCGGUCCGCUGCCCGAGGCUGUGCUGGCCCUGUACAACAGUACUCGCGACCGGGUGGCCGGGGAGAGCGCCGAGCCGGAGCCCGAGCCUGAGGCGGACUACUACGCCAAGGAGGUCACCCGCGUGCUAAUGGUGGAAACCACCAACAGAAUCUAUGACAAAAUCAAGAAAAGCCCGCACAGCAUAUAUAUGCUCUUCAACACAUCGGAGCUCCGAGAAGCGGUGCCCGAGCCCGUCCUGCUCUCCCGGGCAGAGUUGCGCCUGCUGAGGCUCAAGUUAAAAGCGGAGCAGCACGUGGAGCUGUACCAGAAAUACAGCAACGAUUCCUGGCGCUACCUCAGCAACAGGCUGCUGGCGCCCAGCGACACGCCAGAAUGGCUGUCCUUCGAUGUCACUGGAGUCGUACGGCAGUGGCUGAGCCACGGAGAGGAAGUAGAGGGCUUUCGCCUCAGUGCCCACUGUUCCUGUGACAGCAAAGAUAACACACUCCAAGUGGACAUCAACGCAGGGCUCAGUUCCAGCCGCCGAGGUGACCUGGCCACCAUUCACGGCAUGAACCGGCCCUUCCUACUCCUCAUGGCCACCCCACUGGAGAGGGCCCAGCACCUGCACACCUCCCGGCACCGCAGGGCCCUGGACACCAACUACUGCUUCAGCUCCACGGAGAAGAACUGCUGCGUGCGGCAGCUCUAUAUUGACUUCCGUAAGGAUCUGGGCUGGAAGUGGAUCCACGAGCCCAAGGGCUACCACGCCAACUUCUGCCUGGGGCCCUGCCCCUACAUUUGGAGCCUGGACACGCAGUACAGCAAGGUCCUGGCCCUGUACAACCAGCACAAUCCUGGUGCGUCGGCGGCGCCGUGCUGCGUGCCACAAGCGCUGGAGCCCCUACCCAUCGUGUAUUACGUGGGCCGCAAGCCCAAGGUGGAGCAGCUGUCCAACAUGAUCGUGCGCUCCUGCAAGUGCAGCUGAGGCCCCGCCCCGCCCGGCAGGCCCCGCCCACCCGGCAGGCCCGGCCCCGCCCCUGCCCGCUGCGCCGGGCUGUAUUUAAGGACACCACGCCCCAGGCCGCCCUGGGAGUCAUUAAAGGUGGAGAGAGGAUUGGGGUC